This is a messenger RNA of Paramecium sonneborni, 420 nucleotides long. Lineage: Eukaryota; Ciliophora; Oligohymenophorea; Peniculida; Parameciidae. The record is from the annotation of a GenBank genome assembly.
AUGAAAAAUAAAGCUGUACAGACUAUUGAAACAGGUGCAAUCUUUAGUUUUUAACCUUUAGAAAUAAUAGAACAAAUAAGCUCAGUAAUACCCAAAACUAUUAUUAAAAAAAGAACAAAAUUAUAGGGAUCAUCUUUAAAUGAUGAACAACAUCCAUAUUAAAAAUAACUAAAAUAAAAUAAAUAAUUAAAAUUAAGGCAACUUUAUUUUCCAAAUAUAAAAAUAUAAGAAAAGCCAUAAAUAUCUAAACGAAAAGAUAGACAUUUAUCUAUUUAACAGAAUUUUGAAUAAAUUUCUAAUUGUAUUAUGAAGUUAAGAAGAUACUCUUAUUGUGAUUUCAUUUCCAAAACAGAUAGAAAAUUCUCAUAAAAGCCUACAUAAAGUUUGGUUACAAGUAGAGCCGAAAUAAAGUAUAUUUGA